AUGGCCGAGUCACCAGGACACUCAAGUAUUGGACCAUUGGUCCCCUUGCCUAUGGAAAAUUGGAGAGACUCGGGUAAAUCGAGUGCCUCUCCCAGACAGACGAAACCGUGCAAUGCGGGAGCGGCUGCCAACCACCUCCGUUGGUCCCGACGACGACGAUGCUCCAACAAUAAUCAGCCAUCAUAUUUACGUUCCAGUAUUCUUGAUAUCUCUCCUCCAUCGUGCGAAUAUCCCGGUGGAAGCGCUCCCCAUGUUCUUCGCUCAGGUCACCGAGAUUUUCAGGGAAACGGUCUAGAUGGUUGUGGAGUAAAAGCGUCCUCACGGACAUCGUCCCGGCGUCCGGACGACGCUGAGUGGGUAGGAGACCCUCCAACCAGGGAGACAGAUGCUCUUAUAAAUGUUACGGGAACCGAUCGUUGUGGUGAUGUAUGGGGGGAGGACUAUGUUCAGCAAUGGGUCGCGGGAUCAGAUCAGAAUAGAGUAAUACUCACCGAGGUAGACCGUACUUUGACUGGUGAAUACCAGUGCGAAGUAUCUGCUGAUGCACCACUUUUCCACACAGACAUAAAAUCAGCAGAAAUGGUGGUUGUAGAACCACCUCUCAUGGGGCCAAAUGUUACCUCAGAUCGCAUGACGUAUGUCGGAGGAGACCACAUAAGGGCUAAUUGUUCAUCCCCUCCAUCGCUCCCAGCUGCCAACAUCACGUGGUACGUGAACGAGCAAAUGGUGCCCGGAUUCACUGCUAACCAUGUGAAUAACUUUAGCAACGGUUAUGCAUCUAGUCUAGCUACUUUAGAAUUGGAGGCUGCACUACUAUCUCCGGUGCCUACCCUUAUGAUAAGAUGCGAAGCUUCCAUCUUUGACGUGUGGAAAGCAACGAGUCAUACUAUAGUAUUGAGGGAGAGAAGUGCGAGCCCAGCUUCCGCUUUAGGAAGAAGUUUCACAGGAGCGGCAGCGGAAACUUGUAUACCGACAAUUUUGGUUGUACUUCUACAAAUUCUCCUACAAUUCUUGUUAGGCAGUUAUACCGAAACAUCGAUAAGAUAGCUGCCUUGUGGUGAAUAGAUGACGUGACAUUAAUUCCGUGACUCCACUCUCGGUAGUUAAUAAUAAGUAUUACUUUGAGAGUUGUAUUCGUAAUAUAAGUGGCCUAAUUCUUCUAAUUGGGACAACCCCAAGGUUUG
Molecule: messenger RNA, 1184 nt
Organism: Diatraea saccharalis (sugarcane borer)
Lineage: Eukaryota; Metazoa; Arthropoda; Insecta; Lepidoptera; Crambidae
Source: the annotation of a GenBank genome assembly